GAUUUGCAUGUUGGUGAUUAAGGCAAUGAAGCAACCGGAGCUGUUGCCACAUCGGUGUGAAUCCCCGCGGCCGCUAUAAAUGCCCUGAUCAAUGCCGGGGCAGGAGCUGCAUCGGCCGGGCCACCCUCACGCGCAGGAGGAGACACCGAGCUGGGCACCAUGUGCGCUGUCACCCGCGUGCUGGCACUGCUGCUGUGGGCGCCGUGGCCGGCGCUGCUCGGGGCGCCGCUGGCCGAGCUCUCGGGGGACCAGAGAUUCCUCAUCUUCCUCAGCAACAACCUGGAAUUCACCCGCAAGAUCAAGGGGGACGUGGCCGCGCUGCAGCACGCGGUGUGCGACACCUUCCAGCUGUGCAAGGAGGAAGAACUGCUGCUGCUGCGGCAGGACCUGAGCAUGGCGCAGGUGCCCAUGGAGCGGUGCCACGGCCGCGGCUUCCAGGCGGAAGCCUGCUUCAGCCAGAUCCGAGAGGGGCUCCGCACCUACCAAAGCUCCCUCGAUGCUGUCCUGGAGCUGCUGCCCGGGCACGCUGCGCUGGUGGAGAGCGUGCAGCUGGAUGCUGCCAACCUGUCCUCCAACAUCCAGCAUCAGUUACAGAUGGAAGACCUGGGCCUGGCCACGGUGACGUACCCCACGGAGGCCCGAGGUCCCCUGCCCGCCUUCUCCUCCCAUUUCCACCACCAGGUCGGCAGCUUCUUCAUCCUGGCCGACUUCCAGCGGUUCCUGGAGGCCACGUACCGGGCGCUGCGGCACCUCGCGCACCUCUGACCCCGGCCCCACACCGCCUCUCCCCAUUUAUUUAUGUCCCAGCCCUGGCGCCCUGCCCGGGAGCUCCCGGCUUUCCCACCUAUUUAAUAUUUAUGGCUAUUUAAGCUCUCUCCGGACGGGAAUGCUGCCCGGCACCGGCCCCACCGCACACGGACCCGUGCGCAGCAUCGCCCUUGUUUAAUAUUUAAACAAAAGUGUAUCUCUGCUACGAGUUGCUGGGCUGAGCCCCCAAGGGCUCAGCGCGCUGCAUCCCACAGGAAAACCGCCUUCAUCCAUGGAUGAAGCAGCUUUGGAGCAGCAUUUCCCUGCCUGGGCUGCAGGGACAGACCUGACCGGUGUCACUUCUCGUUGGCAUAGUGACACUGAUAUUUAGUAGUCAUUAGGGAAGAGGGAGGGGAGAAGGGAGGUGCAGUGGGGAUGCAGCAGCUUCCCACGAGGAGGUUUUUCCACCGCCCAUCCCCAUUCCCUGCUAAACUCAGUGUAUUUAUUGCAGUUUAAGUUAUUCUCAUCCAUUUCCCGGGCUCCCGGUUCCCGGAGCUGUACUGGAUGGUUCCCAGCCCAUCCCGGUGUGUUUUGUACCGUAUUUAUUGCUGCCUGAGCCCCACAGACACAUCCCUGCUCGGUUUUAUACGCAAUAUAAAUGGAAAUAAACUAUUUUUGCUCCAGA
Messenger RNA from Pezoporus occidentalis (night parrot), 1432 nucleotides. RefSeq names its product colony stimulating factor 3 (gene CSF3). The record is from RefSeq and is a predicted model, not a curated record. Lineage: Eukaryota; Metazoa; Chordata; Aves; Psittaciformes; Psittacidae. Gene Ontology annotation, molecular function: granulocyte colony-stimulating factor receptor binding; cytokine activity. Gene Ontology annotation, biological process: immune response; positive regulation of myeloid cell differentiation. The transcript has 5 exons. Gene Ontology annotation, cellular component: extracellular region. The coding region runs from base 160 to 765 and encodes 201 amino acids.